Messenger RNA from Labrus bergylta (ballan wrasse), 784 nucleotides. The record is from RefSeq and is a predicted model, not a curated record. Lineage: Eukaryota; Metazoa; Chordata; Actinopteri; Labriformes; Labridae.
CAAAUUCCGCUAUGGGGAGAAGGUCGGCUGUGGGAACAUGGCGCAGUUACUCUGGAUUAACUUCCCUCAGGAGAAACUCUGGAGCAUCGCUACUUGGCACACAAACUCUCCCCGUAUCCACCGACAAGUGAAGCCACUGUAAACCCAGCAGAACCCGCUUUUCUCCGCUCCACUCGUGUUGUUUUGGAGAAGUUUUCACCAGUCCUGCCUUCACUGUUGUUACUGCUGUGUGUGUGUGGGAUGAGAGUUUGGAGCCGCCGGAUUUAGCAGAGAAGAGAGCAGGAUGGAAAAGCAAAGAACCAGGAAAGAAAAGUUCUCUCUGUUCGGUUCUCGCUCCACCAGCAGGACCGCCGUCCCUCCCUCUUCCUCCUCCUCCUCGUCCUCUCCCGUCAUCCCUCCUUCGGCCCCUAAAUUAAAAAAGGCCGACCGCCCGCCCGCCUCCAGCCCCCCCGAUCCACCCGGACCGCCCGGUCUGAGCAAAGCAGAGUUCCUGGAGCGCGUGCGUCGCAGUAACCAGGCCUGCCAGCAGGGGGAGUUUGCUCUGGCCGUGCGUCUGUACAGCGAGGCUCUGACCGCCGACCCACAAAACUGCAUCCUGUACAGCAACCGCUCUGCAGCCCACCUGAGACUGGGUCAGUACAGCACGGCUCUGGACGACGCCAUCAAAGCUCGACUCAUCAAUCCAAAGUGGCCAAAGCCGGGCGGAGGCAGCUCUUCCCCCCCUCCGGGUCUGAGAUGCGUCUGCCUCCGCCGCGUCCCCUCGUCUCCACACCGGCUGCUGUGA